AGAUAAGUCAAUAUACGGCAGAAAAGGAGUUUGGGCUGCCUGUGUAUCUUAGAUCCCGCUGACCAUGAUGAUAGAUCGCCGGCUCAGUUGGUCAAAGCGCGGGAAGAGAUACGCCAAGAUGGAAGUCGAAAUAAGAGCAGCUGAAGACUUCCUGUCUAGUUUUAAGACCAGUGCUAAUUCUGCCAUUAACCUGAAACUAGUGACAACAGAAAAUGAUAUUUUUGAUAAAGGCAAAGAAUUCCACCCAGAGUUCACACACCAGUUAUUUGGCGAUAAUGAGACUAUCUUUGGAUACAGUGGCUUGCAAGUUCAGCUUUACUAUCAUUCUGGAAGCCUUCUGACAUACCUUGGAAUGACAUACGAUUCAGAUGUGAAUGGCAAGCUCGAAGGAAUAGAGGCUGAACCUGUAUUGAGUACAAUUGCUGAACAACUUCCACCAGGUUUUUGUACGAACUUGGAUGACUUCAUUGCCAAGCUACCUUCAGAGGGGAAGUUUCGACCAAUGGGAGAACUUCUCUAUUCAUACCGUCAUAAUGAAAAGGAUUAUGAAGUCUACUAUGCUGAUAUCAAAGUUCCAAAAUUCAAAGAAUAUCACAGUAGAUUGCAGACAUUUCUCCUCUGGUACAUAGAUGCUGCAUCUUUCAUUGAAACUGAUGAUGAAAGAUGGAACUUUUAUUUAUUGUUUGAGAAAAAGAAAGUAUCUGGUGAGACUGAGUACAGCAUUGUUGGCUAUAUGACAGUGUAUCACUACUAUGCAUAUCCAGAUAAAUUGAGGCCCAGAAUAAGUCAAAUGCUUGUUUUGCCUCCUUUUCAAAAACAAGGCCAUGGAGCCAAACUAUUAAAUACUGUUGAAGAACAUUACAUAAAGGAUCCAAGGGUUCUUGAUAUCACUGUUGAAGAUCCAUCUGAUUAUUUUAUUCGCCUUCGAGACUACGUAGAUGCCUUGGCUUGCAGUAAACUUCAAUGUUUCUCCCCUGAUUUACUGAAAAAAGGGUUUACUGCCGACUUGGCAUCUGAAGCCCAGAAAGCAAGAAAAAUGAAUAAGUUGCAGUGUCGUAGAGUAUAUGAAAUCCUCCGGCUCAAAGCCACAGACCGCAGCAAUGCUGAAGAGUACCAAAACUACAGACUAGACGUAAAAAGAAGACUCAACGCACCUUAUCAGAAAGAAAAAGCUGAUGCAGAUAAGUUAAAGAAGGUUUUGUCAGCCGAGGAGAUGAGUGCAACCCUUCUCCUUCCAUCACCUAGUGAACAACGAAAGCAUCUUGAACAACUUUAUGAAGAACUUGAAGAGUGUUACCUCAGAACCAUUGAACGAAUCGCUGCUUCUUAAUUAUGAGCUAACUACUAUUUGAUAUCCUCAUUUAUUGCUAUGACAAAAUGAAACUAUGUAUAUGCAGAUAAUGCUUUGAAUGCAGCCUUCUUAAAAUUGUCUUGAAUGCUAGGCUAACAUGGAAAAACAAAAGAAAUGCCACAAAUUUCAUUGAGAAAAAGUGUGAUUUGUCUUGUAUUUUCACGUUAGCCUUGCAUCCACGAUACUUUUAAGAAGGGUCCAUAUAUCUCUACCUAAUGUUUUGCCCAUUAAAGAUCAUGUGUCAUUCCUUAGAAAACUCAUUAAUAAUUCAUGAAGAAAACACAAUAGAAAUCAURACCAUGAAGGU
Actinia tenebrosa (Australian red waratah sea anemone) is the source of this 1658-nucleotide messenger RNA. RefSeq names its product histone acetyltransferase type B catalytic subunit. Gene Ontology annotation, molecular function: histone binding; histone acetyltransferase activity. Gene Ontology annotation, biological process: subtelomeric heterochromatin formation. Gene Ontology annotation, cellular component: nucleus. The record is from RefSeq and is a predicted model, not a curated record. NCBI's taxonomy places the organism in Eukaryota, Metazoa, Cnidaria, Anthozoa, Actiniaria, Actiniidae.